This is a messenger RNA of Coccidioides posadasii C735 delta SOWgp, 673 nucleotides long. RefSeq names its product mitotic spindle checkpoint protein Bub3 (gene BUB3). The record is from RefSeq and is a predicted model, not a curated record. Gene Ontology annotation, molecular function: ubiquitin binding. Gene Ontology annotation, biological process: mitotic spindle assembly checkpoint signaling. Lineage: Eukaryota; Fungi; Ascomycota; Eurotiomycetes; Onygenales; Onygenaceae. Gene Ontology annotation, cellular component: nucleoplasm; bub1-bub3 complex; kinetochore.
AUGGCGUCUCGCACUCUCCAUAUCUAUGAUCUUCAUGCUCUAGCGACAUUCACUGAAGAAUCGGGAGCCGCCCCUUCACCAAACAAACUCGACAUCGAGCCCUGGCAACGCCGCGAGAGCAGUCUUAAAUUCAUGACACGAGCUGUAGCAUGCAUGCCUAAUGAUGCCGGAUAUGCAUCCUCCAGUAUUGAAGGACGCGUGGCGGUGGAAUGGUUCGAUCCAUCGCCAGAAUCACAAGAUCGGAAAUACGCGUUUAAAUGCCAUCGGCAGAAUGUGGAUGGUGUGGACGUGGUGUAUCCCGUGAAUGCAUUAGCGUUUCAUCCAAUUUUCGGCACUUUUGCGUCUGGAGGUGGCGAUGGAGUGGUUGCGUUGUGGGAUGGAGUUGCGAAGAGAAGAAUCCGGCAAUAUCAGAAAUACCCGAGCAGUGUAGCCGCGCUGGCGUUCAGUUCAAAUGGAAAGUACUUGGCAAUUGGGGUUAGCCCGGGAUUUGAAGAUGGGAUGGACGAUAUUCCGGAGGGCACAGUUAAAGUAUUCAUCAGGGAGCUCGGUGAGACCGAGGCCAAAGGAAAGGGGGCGAAAUAAGAGUUGAAAGAACUGUUGAGCUUCAAGAGCCCCAGUGUCUAUUAAGAUUAUGAUUUCUAACUAAUGAUACUUGGAAGAUAAUACUUCUACG